This is a messenger RNA of Perkinsus marinus ATCC 50983, 390 nucleotides long. RefSeq names its product ribosomal protein S8, putative. The coding region runs from base 1 to 390 and encodes 129 amino acids. Gene Ontology annotation, molecular function: structural constituent of ribosome. NCBI's taxonomy places the organism in Eukaryota, Perkinsozoa, Perkinsida, Perkinsidae. Gene Ontology annotation, cellular component: ribosome. Gene Ontology annotation, biological process: translation. The record is from RefSeq and is a predicted model, not a curated record. The transcript has 4 exons.
AUGCAGAAGGCAUGUGAGAUGGUGACUAGCCUGCUGACGGCUACAGCACCGGUACAGCGGUGUCCAUAUAGCACGAUGAACGUGCAUCUUUUGAAGUUACUGCAGCGGGGAGGUUUCAUAAGGGGUUUCGUAGUGGAGGGAAACCGUAUCAAUAUCCUCCUGAAACGAUACCAAUUUGCUCCCGUCAUACGUAAUAUUCAAGUAGUGUCGAAGCCCAGCCGAGACAUCUGGCUCUUGCCUCACGAGCUGAAGGAGCGGACUGGGAUGAACACAGGGACUUGGAUAAUGCAGACUCCUGAAGGGUUCAUGACACAUCGAGAGUGCAUUGAGUUGGGAGUAGGUGGUAAGGUUAUCUUUGCUAUCAACAAUGGUGCACAGAAAUGGUGCUGA